AUGGUCACAGUCCUCAGCUUCCUGAGUGCUGGUGUAACAGAUAUCCUUGGAACAGAAGAUCUUGUGGAAGCAACUUCCAGUGACGCGGUGAGAUUCUACCCCUGGACCAUUGAUAAUAAAUACUACUCAGCAGAUAUUAAUCUAUGUGUGGUGCCAAACAAGUUCCUUGUCACCCCGGAAAUUGCAGAGUCUGUCCAGGCAUUUGUGGUUUACUUUGACAGCUCACAAAAAUCAGGCCUUGACAGCGUCUCCUCGUGGCUCCCCCUGGCAGAAGCAUGGGUACCAGAGGUGAUGAUCUUGGUCUGUGACAGAGUGUGUGAAGACGGAGUAAGCAGACAAAAAGCUCAAGAAUGGUGCAUCAAACACGGCUUUGAAUUGGUGGAGCUUAGUCCAGAGGAGUUGCCUGAGGAAGACGAUGACUUCCCUGAAUCUACAGGAGUAAAGCGAAUUGUACAAGCCUUGAAUGCCAACGUCUGGUCCAACGUAGUGAUGAAGAAUGAUAGGAACCAAGGCUUCAGCCUUCUCAAUUCAUUGGCCGGGACAAACCACAGCCUUGGAACAACAGAGACCCUUCACUCAGAGCAGCCCCCUUUGCCGGCAGCAGACAGGACAGAAUCCCUCCCGGACUAUCGGGGUGGCGCGUCUACCACAGCAGGUGCCCAGGUCGAUAGCAUUGUGGAUCCCAUGUUAGAUCUGGAUAUUCAAGAAUUAGCCAGCCUUACCACUGGAGGAGGAGAUUUGGAAAAUUUUGAAAGACUAUUUUCAAAGCUAAAGGAAAUGAAAGACAAGGCUGCGACGCUUCCUCAUGAGCAAAGAAAGUUGCACGCAGAAAAGGUGGCCAAGGCCUUCUGGAUGGCAAUUGGGGGAGACAGAGAUGAAAUUGAAGGCCUUUCUUCUGAUGAAGAACACUAGAUUUUUCCAACUAGGUUUGACUGACAAAGAUGCUAGCUGUCUCUACUGGAGAUACUUCCCUACUCGAGCCAGUUAUAUCUUGCUGAGAUUUCCAUCGUUUGUUGGCCUCUGGAUUUGUUUUUAGGGUCCCU
Molecule: messenger RNA, 1043 nt
Organism: Fukomys damarensis (Damara mole-rat)
Lineage: Eukaryota; Metazoa; Chordata; Mammalia; Rodentia; Bathyergidae
Gene: Aagab
Product: alpha and gamma adaptin binding protein
Exons: 11
Coding region: 1-912 (303 amino acids)
Source: RefSeq, a predicted model, not a curated record